Emiliania huxleyi CCMP1516 is the source of this 2989-nucleotide messenger RNA. RefSeq lists its product as hypothetical. Gene Ontology annotation, molecular function: phosphatidylinositol binding; calcium ion binding. The transcript is spliced from 19 exons. The record is from RefSeq and is a predicted model, not a curated record. The annotation marks the transcript as partial. Lineage: Eukaryota; Haptophyta; Isochrysidales; Noelaerhabdaceae.
GAAUUCCGUCGGGUCGGCGGCGCCCGGCCGCCAUCUCCAACUCAUUGCAUCCGCAUGGCGACAUUCUCCCUCUCUCCCUCUGCCGCCCCAUCCGUCCCCACUGUGGUUGCGCCACGCGUGACGGGGCACGGCGAGCUCGACGGCCACACCGUCUACCACAUCGAGACGACGCUGCCGUCCGCCGCUCCCGCCUCUGAGCCGGCGCAGCCGGUGCGGUCGUCCAAGCGAUUCUCCGAGUUCCGGCAGCUGCACGCGACGCUGAGCCUCGCGACGCCGGCCGUGGCCGACGCAUUCCCCAUCUCGCGCGCCUUCUUUGCCGGCGCCUCCGUCAAGCGCGAGCGCGAGAAGAAGCUGCAGGCGUACCUCGAAAAGGCGUGCGAGGAGACGUCGCGCGCGACGGCGGGCUGCCUGCCGGUCGCGCUGCUCGCCUUCCUCGGCGUGCCCGCGGCGCUCGAGGCGGAGGCGCGGCUGCGUACCGCCGCGCCGACCUGGUGCGCCCUCGUCGCGCGCGAGAAGGCGCUGCUCUCGGACGCAAAGGCAAAGUGGAAGGUGGAGGCGGAGGCGCUCAAGCUGCAGAUGGGCGCGAUGGAGCAGACGGUGGGGCUGCUCGAGCGCGAGGUCAAGGCGCAGGAGAAGGCCGCGCUCGAGCGCGCAGAGCCGCGCGAGGCCAGCCCCGGCUGGCGCAGCGACUCGCCAGGCGGCGGCCUCGCGGGCACGAUGUCGUUUCUGCGGCCGCCGCGGCCAGACAGGGCGCCGCUGCCGCCGUUGGUGGAGGGCAGUGGCACGGGCACGGACGCGUCGAGCUCCUGUGACGCGGCCGACAUUGAGGUGAAGCUGGGGAUGCUCGAGGACAAGCUUGCUUCGACACAGGGAGAGCUGGACGAGCGGGCUGAACGAGUGCCGGCGCAGAGAGGCGAGCUGAACGAGUGCCGGCGCGCACACUACUUCCCCGCCAGCGAGGGGUACCGCCUCCGCUUCUCCGUCCGCGACAUGUACAUCGGCUUCAAGGACGCGCACCUCGAGCAGCUCGCGUCGGGCGGCCGCACGCAGUACCCAAAGAUCACGAUCCGGUGGCACGGCGACGCCGCCGCCGGCGCAGACGAGGCGGCGGGCGGGCUGCUCCAGUUUGUGGCGCGCGGCGUGUCGCUCGUCAACCGCACCGAGGUGCUCGGCGCCGAGUUCUCGCCAACGAUCGGCUUCGGGCGGCUCGCUGUGGCCGCGCGCUUCGUGGCGGAGAUACCGCUCGUCUACAAGGCCAAGCGGCGCAAGUGGAAGUUCGAGCGCGGGUUCGGCAUCCACCUCCUCGAGUGCAGGACCAACCUCGGCCCCAGCGACAUGAGCCCGGUCCGGCUUGUCGUCUCUGCCGUCAUCGAGCGCAUCAUCAAGAAGGUUGUCCUCUCGCAGAUCGGGCCGUACCUGGGCAGCUACCUCUGCCAGGCGCGACACGGCGCCACCGUCUCGCUCGGCCUCGACAUCUCCGGCCCGCCGGCUUCUCUCUUCGAGCGCCCCAUUGCCGCCGACGACCGGCCGGCGACCCAGCUCGGUCUCUCGCCCGCCCAGAUGCAGAUGCUGCUCGAGGCGGGGCGAGGCCUCGGAGGCGACGGAGGCGUCGCCGCCGCCGCCGCAGACUCCUCCGAGGCGCUGCUGUCGCCUGAGCCAACGGACGAGGCCGCAGAGGCGCCGGGUGGCGCCGCCGACGCCGCCGCCGCCGACGAGCCCGCCGCCGCCGCCGCCGCCGCCGUGCUGCCGACGGCUUCUCGACACUCGCAGGGCUGCUGCGUCUGUUUGCGCAGCUGGGCGAGCUCGACAUGGACGGCUUGGUUCGCGCCCUCGAGGCAGGCCUCGCGCCGCUCGCCGCCGUGUACGGCGUGCCCGCCCCCGAGGUGCCGGCCUUGCUGCAGCGUGCCGCGGAGCUCGACAGCAAGCCGGCGGCCGUGCGGCUUGUCGUGCGGCGGCUGGCGUUUGGGCUCGAGCCCGACGCGGCGCUCGACACGCUCGUCGCGGCGGUGCGCGAGAUGCUCGCCAAGGAGGGCAAGAACCACGGCUCUGCAAAAACCUUCCUCGACCGCCUCUCCGCCGAGGGGGCGCUCUUCCUCUCGGCCAUCCGCCGCUCGGUCCGCCACGCCACCGCCACCGUCGGCCUCUCCCUCACCGGCGGGCCGAGCGGCAACUCGCUGCUGCGCGCCGACGAGGCCGCCAUCGACUACGGUCCGUACGCCUCGUGGCUCUUCACGCCGCUGGUGUCCGGCUACAACCUCGCCGCCCACAUCCGCGACGACGGCCAGGUCCAGAUCGACGCGACGUGCCCCGCCACGCUGCACGACAACCUACCUCCGCUCGCGGACACAUUUGGUGACACAAUCGGCGGCGGCGGUGCGCCGCGCCCCCUCGACGGCGGCGGCGGCUUGCCGCACGCGGCGGUCUCCGCCGCGGACUUGGGCGUUCUGGACCCGGACGGGACAGUGCAGGCGGCCUUCCGCUCGUUCGACAAGGACGGCUCGGGCGGGCGGGCUGGACGUGCACGAGAUCCGCAGGGCGCUCAAGGAGCUCGGGCUGCGCACCGAUCACAGCGAGGCGGCGGGCGUACUUGCAAAGUACGACGUCGACGGCGGUGGUACACUCGGCCUCGAGGAGUUCGCGAGCCUGGCGGCCGACCUGCAGCGCUCGAGCGAGCACCAGCCGCGUGUCCGCCUCGCGCGGCUUGUGGCGCGGCGUGCCGGCGUGUCCCUCUUCAUGCACGGUGUCGAGUGCUGCCACGUCUCCCUCGUGCAGGCGCCCGAGCACUUGCCGCUGCCCACACCGCCAGAGCUGCAGACCCACGCCGCCGCCGCCUCGCGCGAGUCGCUGCCCGUCGCCUCCUCGGCGCUGCCGGACCUCGAGGCGGCCCUCGGCGGCAGCGGCGACCAGCUGACGCUGGAGCAACGGCUCGGGACUCCGUGGCCGAGCACACCUCCAAGGCUGCGCUCAACCUCGGCGACGCGCUCUCUGC